CGCUCGAGUUUCACCGCUAAACUUUUUAACAACAAAACUAUAAAAUUCAAAAAAUUGUUUACAUAAUAUUGCAUUUGUGGAAACAAUCCCUUAGAGGUGGAAAUAGCGAAAUUAGAAAAUUAAAACCAAAAAAUAUGGAAACAAACCCUUAGAGGUGGAAAUAGCAAAAUCAGAGUAUGGGAGUAGCAAAGCCCAAUUAGUUAAAAAUUAGAGGCCCAAAUUUCACCUUGUCCCUAAUAACCUAUCUAUCAACAUUGAAAAAACAGAAUUUUGUUUUGUUGUUGAGAAACAGAAAUGGCGUUACAGUUUGUGAAACAUCAGCAGUUACGAGGUUUGCAGAGCGAGACAACCUUAAAUUUCUUUUCUUUCCUACGAACUCUUAAGCUCCCAGGAACAGUGAGAUGGGUCAGUGGUCAAAUACCAGUUAAAGGUUCCUUUAGGAGCUAUGCUACUGCAAAAUCAGAAAAGAUUAUACCAAUCAAGAAGAAAAAGAGGCUAGACGAAGCAUGCCUUGAAAAAUAUCAGCAAUACAGUAGAUCCAUCAUCCAGUCAUGGAUUUUGCAAGGAAAAGUAUAUGUGAAUGGGAAGGUGAUUAAUAAAGCAGGUACCCCUGUGUCUGAAAAAUCUGUAGUGGAGAUUAUUGCUGAAGUUCCCAAAUAUGUAUGUAGAGCUGGACAUAAGUUAGAAGGUGCCAUUGAACAGCUUGGUGUUGAUGUGGCUGGUAAAGUGGCUCUCGAUUCUGGGCUAUCAACUGGAGGGUUUACUGACUGUUUACUUCAGUAUGGUGCAUCACAUGUUUAUGGGGUUGAUGUAGGUUAUGGACAGGUAGCAGAAAAAAUACGAAAAGAUGAACGUGUAUCUAUUAUAGAGCGGACAAAUUUAAGAUACCUCAAAGAACUCCCCCAAAAGGUUGAUUUGGUGACACUAGACCUUUCAUUCAUCUCUAUUCUUACGGUCAUGCCUGCUGUGGUAAGUGUCAUGAAGGAAGAUGCUGCCUUAGUGACUUUGGUUAAACCACAAUUUGAAGCUCAGAGAUCUCAAGUAGGAAAGGGAGGGAUAGUGAAAGACCCCGUUGUCCAUCAAGAGGUACUUGAGAAGAUUACAAAGGGAGUAGAGAGUUUUGGUUUCUGCAGCAAAGGUUGGAUUGAGUCUCCUCUCAAAGGUGCCGAGGGUAAUACAGAAUUCCUUGUUCACUUUAGCAGAAUCCAUAACAAAAGUGCUCAAAAUCAUGAAGAAAUUAGAGAAGAAUUUCAUGCUUGAUGCAUUUCUUCAACCUUCAAUGAAAGGUUAAGCAGGUGGGAUAGAUGUAUUCAUGUAUAGUAGCGAGUUGUCGGUGCCGUUGAAUGGUAGUGGUGAAAUUUUGUAUGUACCAUUUAAACAAAUGACUCAUUAGUGAAAAAAUGUGAUGAGUAAUAUAAUCUGCAUCUAUUAAAAUUCCUUAUUCAACUACCAUCUUGAAAACUUGAUGAUGAGUGCUUGGCUUUCAUAGAGUUGGAUAUUGUUGUUUCUUCCUAUUUGAUGUCUUGUUUAUUCACUAAGAAUGUUGAAUUUUGGAAUUUGAUUUGAACUAUUAGCUUGUUUGGAUUAAAAA
Molecule: messenger RNA, 1591 nt
Organism: Trifolium pratense (red clover)
Lineage: Eukaryota; Viridiplantae; Streptophyta; Magnoliopsida; Fabales; Fabaceae
Product: hemolysin A-like
Exons: 9
Coding region: 295-1260 (321 amino acids)
Biological process (GO): methylation
Molecular function (GO): methyltransferase activity; RNA binding
Source: RefSeq, a predicted model, not a curated record